UAUUCAUCAAGAAAGAAAAUGCCGACCAGUUCUUGGAAAGAACAAAACGUGCUAACUCUUUUUUUGAGGAAGUGAAGAAAGGGAGUAUUGAAAGAGAAUGCAAUGAGGAACGCUGCUCAAAAGAAGAAGCAAGAGAAGCCUUUGAAGACCAGGAGAAAACUGAGGAAUUCUGGAACGUCUAUGUAGAUGGGAACCAGUGCAGCUCAAAUCCUUGUCAUUAUGGUGGACAUUGUAAAGAUGGAAUCGGUUCCUACACUUGCUCAUGCUUGGAUGGUUAUCAAGGCAAGAACUGUGAAUUUGUCAUACCAAAGUACUGCAAAAUAAACAAUGGUGACUGUGAGCAGUUCUGCAGCAUCAAGAAAAGUGCACAGAAGGAUGUUUUGUGUUCGUGUGCAAAAGGGUAUAUUCUAGCAGAGGAUGGCAAACGCUGUGUUUCAUCAGUAAAGUAUCCUUGUGGAAAAGUUUUUGUGAAAAGAAAAAAAAGGUCGGUUAUUUUACCUGAUGAUAAUAGCAAUGUAACUAGUGAUCAAGAUGGCCCCCUCGCAAGUGGCACAAGUUUGGAGGAGGACAUUGUUACUACCACAGAAAGCCCAACCCCCCGUCCUGGCAAUGAAACAAGUAGCAAGACUCCUUAUGUCAUUACCAGGAUAGUAGGUGGUGAUGAGUGUCAUCUUGGCGAAUGUCCGUGGCAGGCUGUUCUGUUAAAUGAGGCAGGGGAAGAGUUUUGUGGUGGAACUAUUUUGAAUGAGAAUUUUAUACUUACUGCAGCUCAUUGCAUGAACCAAUCUAAAGAACUCAAAGUUGUUGUUGGUGAAGUGGACAGAGAAAAGAAAGAACAGUCUGAAACGAUGCAUACUGUGGACAAAAUACUUGUUCACUCUAAAUACAUUGCCGAGACUUACGAUAAUGACAUAGCCUUAAUAAAGCUGAAGGAACCUAUAACGUUUUCUGAGUACGUUAUCGCAGCAUGCCUCCCCGAAGCAGACUUUGCUAAUGAAGUUCUGAUGAACCAAAGAUCUGGGAUGGUUAGUGGCUUCGGGCGUGAAUUUGAAGGUGGACGACUAUCCAAAAAACUGAAAGUGCUUGAAGUCCCCUAUGUUGAUAGGAGCACUUGCAAGCAAUCCACUAACUUUGCAAUAACAGAAAACAUGUUCUGUGCUGGUUAUGAAACUGAGCAAAAAGAUGCUUGUCAAGGAGACAGUGGAGGUCCCCAUGUAACCAGGUAUAAGGAUACUUACUUUGUUACUGGAAUCGUUAGCUGGGGAGAAGGAUGUGCAAAGAAAGGCAAAUACGGUGUCUAUACCAAACUGUCCAGGUUCUUACGCUGGGUAAGAAUGGCCAUGAGACAAAAUUUGUAG
This is a messenger RNA of Balearica regulorum gibbericeps (East African grey crowned-crane), 1358 nucleotides long. NCBI's taxonomy places the organism in Eukaryota, Metazoa, Chordata, Aves, Gruiformes, Gruidae. The record is from RefSeq and is a predicted model, not a curated record.